UGUGAUCUGGUGAGGAUGCUAAAGUAUUUUCACUGAAACUAAACCUUUUGGGGGGGAAGGUUACCUACCACUACAAAUAAUGCAUUUGUUCAAGCUUUUCAGAGCCGCGUGGUUCAAAGCUGUCUCUUCGGAAUGUCGGUUGGUUUGGAUUUCCAGGAGUCUCGGUUGAGGUCGAUAGUCGUACUACAGAACCUUUCGAAAGUGGCAAUUAUAAAAGGCACUCCAAGAGGCAAAUAAAAUUCUCAAAAAACACCAAAUUGCACGUCAGCAAAGGUUUGAUCACUUGUUUAUCCUACAAGAUUUCUACUAGGCACUUAAAGCACUUACACUCCAUAGAUCCGGAAAAAUUACUGAAGCCAAUCUGCUAGCUGACGAACUCAUUAAGUCAUACCCCACUGAUGAGUCUACACUUAAUGUCAUCAUGUGUUAUUUUCGGAAAACUGGACAGGGUGAAAAAAUAGAUGAGUUCUUAAAACGUUCUCUUGAAAGGUCACCUAACAGAGAAGAUUUGUUGGUCUGUUUAUUCCUUCAUCAUGUUCAGGAAAGGAACUUUUCUGCACAGCAAGCAACUGCUAGGCUUCUUUUACAAAAAUUCCCGUCAAGUGCGUUCAACUACUGGGUUAUAAUGAGCACAAUAAUGCAAGCCGAAUCAAAUCCUAUAAUGGGACAUCGUAUGUAUUUGCCGCUGGCGGAGAAGAUGCUAAUCAGGGAAGCCGAGAACGGAAAAAUGUCUAGACAUUCUGAGCUUCAGGUGCUAAUAGAAUUACUUGCUCGCCUUCAAAAGCAUGAAGAAGCUUAUAAACUUCUUAGUCGAAAAGACAUUACAGAUCGUAUCGAUAACGAGGACUACAUUUGCGAUUACUCUUCCAUGAAGCUCAGUUUGUUAGCUCAUUUGGACAUAUGGGAUGAUCUUUAUGAGUUGGCAAAAUCCCAAACACAAAUCAACCCAGACGACUGGACACCAUGGAAAAAAUUAAUUGAGACGUCUUUAAAAGACAUACAGCGUGUAGAAAAAGUUAUGUCGUUAAUCGACAUCGCCAUAACGAAUCAUCCUUAUAAUCGUGGUCCGCAAUUGGCGCGUUUGGAUAUGUAUGCGAACCUGGUACAGUUGGGAAUGCAUCUUGUUUAUAAUCAUAAUCCAUUGACAUUCUUGGAGGAUUACUUUAAUACAUUCUCUCAUAAGCCCAUAUGUUCUAUGGAUUUGGCUUACCUUUUACGUAUGGUUUUACCAAAUGUGGAUGAUCAAAUCAAGUAUAUUAGUUUUGUUAUGGAGGUUGCUGAGACAGAUCUGAACUUCACAAACAAAGAAGAUAAGACUAUUUAUCGUCAUCUGUGCGCUCACCAGAUAGCACGUGCUAAUAAUCAAGGAGCUUCUUUACAGUCAUUACUUCGUUACUACUUUGGAUAUGCCCCAGAUCGUAGUGAAGUUUUACUAAAGAAGUUAAAAGAUGUUGCUGUUAAUAAUGAAACAACUAUUGACCUUUAUCCAGUUGAUGGAUUUUUGCUACUAUCUUUAUCCUCGCUUUUGGAAACAUCCUCUCCGGCUUAUGAGUGUUCCUUCUCUCUCGGAACUGGACUUCUUUCUCUUUACUGGAUUUAUAUAAUCGGAUUAGAACAUACAAAUCUUAAUCACCAUUUGCGCAUAAAAUUGUGUAAUUUAUACUCUUCAGAUUUUCUUAAUUGUCCUGAACUUAUAUUGCCCCAGUUAGACAAACUUGAAAUCAAGCAGUUGCUGUUCCUUUCACUAGGGCAUUUAAUUGUAAAACCCUCUCCAUCAUUGGCCAUGUGUGCAAGUAUAGUGGCUACACAGUCACAAGUUGACGAUAGUAGUUCUGUACAUAGUCUUUAUCAGAAGAUUAUAACACUUUCCAACAGUAUGGUCACGGAAGCGGAAGAGUUUUUAGUCGCUGCAUAUCGAAAACAUGCCUAUACAAAAGUUCGUGAAUUCACACAAUUUAUCAGCCAACUUCAUAAUGCUGACGUAUUUCUAACUGUCCGUGUUGAAAUGCUUCAUUGGCAGUUGAUUGUUUCACAACAUGACUUUGAUACACUUCUUGAGCAACUCGGUCAGGCUCAAAUUAGUAUUGAUAAUGUUACAAAACAACUUCCGAUGAUUGUUGAUUGCCGGGACUUUUCAGUCACACCGAACUUUGAUCAAUAUGAACGAGUUGAAAACGUUCGAUUGUCAUUUGACCAUUUGAAAUCGUGGUUAAAUCUCCGUUGUUUAACUCUAAAUGCUAUUGUCUAUGCAACUUCGCUUGUAAUGUCAAUUGUAAAAGUUGAACAUUAUAUGAUUUCCGAAAGUCAGCAUGAAAUUGCAGAGAACGUACCACCAGAAUCUGUCAAAAGUUUAAACAGUCUUUUAUCGACAAUGAAUGAUCUCGAUUCACAUACCAAAGAACCAUCUACAAGAGAAUUAAGCAAUUUUAAAUUACUAUCAUGGAGUGUUAUGGUAAAACGUGAUCAAAUACUCAGAACAUUCCCUGAUUUGCCAGAUGUAUCAUGCGCUUCAUUAUAUUGCUACGGACCAUACCGAAGGGUUUUAUCUAUCGGUAUUGAACUUAUAUUAGGACUUCAUGGUCUGGUUUCCGAAAACUCUUCUGCUUUUACUAAGAAAUCCAUGGACUAUCUUCUUAAGUCCUUGUAUGAAUCGUUUUUGUCUGGACAGCUUACUUCUGAAGAUACAGACAUACCAAAGGUUUAUCCAGCUAUAAAUACUUCUUUACUGUCUUCACCAAAAGAUGAUCAUUUGCCUAACGGGAUUUCUAGUGAUAACGAUUUUGUUCAUCCUGGUGGUGUUUUAUUAAUCCUGACAAUGUUUUAUGAAAGUAUUUCUUUGGCAACUUUGCUAGUAUCAAUGAUUCAAAGUUCCUUACGUCCUAGGAGCCAUUAUCAUCAUGAAAUAAAUAAAUAUCAAAAGAGAAAGAAUAAAAAAGAUAAAGUAAUAAACACUAAUUCAAAUCAUUCUCCAAUUCUCAGUUUGUUAGACAAUUUCGCUGUUGGUUUAUACUAUACUACAACGAAAUUGGUAACUAUUACUGAUCAACUGGUAGAGGUUACCGAUUGUUGGUCUACUUGGUGUCAUGAUGUUUCAUGUAAAGAAUUUCAAUUGAUUGCUUCAAAUGCUUGUACACAUGUGCUGUCUGAAGAUUUCUUAGUACAGUAUCCUGUACUAAAACCACCUAAUUGUGCUUUUGAAGAGCUCAGUAAAGUCUACGAGAAAAGUUUCAAUCGAAUCGCAGCUGGUCUUCGUGUAAAAUCGUCUUGUCUUCAAAAUAUAACAACUGAAUUAGCCGUGUAUCAGUCUAGAACUCAUGAAAUAGUGUCUGUUCAGAAUUCAAAUUCUUCACCUUAAUGAAUUAAUAUUUCAAUCUGGUCAAUAUCCUUUAUUUUUAGCAAAAGUCUUUGUAUCUGAGAUGUGUCUUGUUGGUGAAACUGUGCAUUUGUAAUCUGUGACUUGUAAUUUCUCUAACAGUUGUAUUAAUUUCAAUAGUAGUAUGCUGGAGAAAAAAAAUAAAAAUAUACAUAUUUUUAGGUUACUAUUCUUUAUCUUUUUGUCACCAUUUUUCCGAACGUAAUGUUGUUUGAUUUUUUACUGAGGCUUGUCAAAUUUAAUUUGCAUUUUUUAACUAUUUUUCUACAAACCAGUAUACUCUUAUGUGUAUGAUACCUAGUCUUGAAAUAUUAUCUGUACAAAUCAUUAUUUUCCUAAACUGCACAACAAAUUCUAUAAGAAGUCUAUAAUGUUUCAUCGUUUUUGCCAUUGAUGUGAUUUGAUUACUUGAUUAAGAUGCAAAACUUUAAGGUCAAUGACCAGAAUAGAUUGUGAAAAUUGCUUGACAAUAACGGUUUAGGAAAGUGUUAACUCAUACUAUAAAAAGCUUAUAAAUGCUUUUAUAAGUAUUAAUUCCUCUGUCACAAAAAUCAGAAAUAGUAAUGUAAAUCGAUUUGCGAAUAUUUAUUCGUAUAUUUGAUUUUAAACGAAAAUUUCUAUGUGAAAUGACGAUGUUGUCUACAUAGGUGAAACUUAGCUCUAGCCAAUAACGUAGUAAAUAUAAAAAUGGAGUAUUAUAUAACCACUAAGCCAUUGUUUCAGUGGGAAAAAUUAAUAAUAAUUAUAUAAUCUACUAGUUAUCCACUAUAUCUCCCAUCAUCUGCCAAAAUAAUUUAAUGUAUUUUUGAAUAUAGCCAUGCUCAUUGAAUUACAAGAAAUAUCAAGAUCCAGAUUGUUUCCCUUCAUUAUAAAAUAGUAAACAGGUUAUUCGUUUUAAAGUCAAAUAUUUUACUUUAAAUUGUUUUUAUGUAACUGACCUUGAUCUAUGUGUAGUGAGUCGUGUGCAACCGUUCUGCGUUCAGUUGUGCUAGCUAGUUAAAGAAGUAAAUGAGCAUCAUAGAGUCAAUUCUCAUAAUUGAAAUAAUAAAAAGUAGCAUGUCUCUUCAAGAUUUCAUAGCAUUCAGUUUUUCCGUACUGGUGUAUUUUAUAGUUUAAAUUCAAUUAUAUAGCUUAUAAACUUUGAGAAUUAAUUGCACAUAUCAAUUCCUUGUGAAUACUUCAGUUCCGAAGGUUUCAAAUCCGAUUACUAGCUAUCAUUCGUUUGUUUAUAUUGACCUUAUAUUCACAGUUCAUCAACAAUACGAUGUUCCGUUAAGUUGUACCAACUAAUAAAUCUGAAGAAACAAUAUUUCAAACUAAUCAGCAACUCAUUGAGAUUCUUUUGAUGUUUUAUUUCAAUUUGUGUAGCUCUGUGAGUAAAUUAAUGGACAAGGAUUUCAUCUUAAUUCUACUUAAAUUUAUUAUCUCAUGACGUGUCGUGAUGCUGUGUAUAACUAAAGUUAGCAGGAUUAUCUUUUUUCUCUGUUCUAGCUGUUAUCAUAAUGUGUCAAAUAAAUCUCACCAUGACAGUUCCGCUAAGUCUCAGAGAACACCUUUUGUCACAUCCUUAAUAUAUAUGAUUUUGCUAUGUGUAGUAAAUCAUUUUAAUUUUCUGUAAUUGACACUGAGAUUGUUAUAAUUUCUAUGGUGAUUUUCCUAUUUUCUUUUGAUGUUCAGGGUGUUCUUUUAGGUAAAUUAUUACACAACUGACGAACAAGGAUAAAUGGAAACAUCGACAGCCGCCUCUACCUCGAAGUCAAAUAUACCUAAAAGCAACCCUGAUAAGUCAAAUCAAGCCAACACAUCCGAGACCACUGAUAGUAAUGGGACAACGGGAUCUUUUGAGUGUAAUAUAUGUCUUGAUUCAGCUCGAGAUGCGGUAGUUAGCAUGUGCGGCCAUUUAUUUUGUUGGCCAUGCCUCCAUCGUUGGCUUGAAACUUCUGAAACCCGCACGGUAUGCCCUGUUUGCAAGGCUGCUAUCAGUAGUGAUAAAGUCAUCCCCCUUUAUGGACGUGGUGCGGACCAUACACAAGACCCUCGUACUAAAAUUCCUCCCCGCCCAGCUGGUCGACGUACUGAACCAGAACCGGGGGUUGGAAGCUUUGGAAGUACAUGGGGAGGAUUGUUCGGUGGAUCUGAUGGAGGUAAUUUCCGAAUGUCUGUGGGCAUUGGUGCAUUUCCAUUCGGUUUCUUGUCAACAACAUUCAAUUUAGGAGGUAAUAGCAAUCCUGCAAAUUCACACAAUGUUAAUGGCGUCAGCAACCGAGCAAUACCACCAGACAAUUUUUGGGGAGCUGAUUCAGAAACAAUGUCAAAAAUAUGUUUAUUUAUUGCUAUAUUUUUUAUUGACCCAAUGGUACGUAUCAAAAAUCGAUACCUCGUUUGUUUCAUUUCGAUUCAACCUCAAAAUUCCAAUUCAUUUAUACCAGGUUAUCCUGGCUGCCAAAAGGAGGAUACAGCGGCGAUGCGCUUGAGCGAGUCUGAUUUAUUAGCCAUGAUAAAACAAAACAUCACCCUUACACACGGUUCACUUGGAGUCGGUAAAUGUAUGUCUCGCUUCAGAGUAAUUCACUGGUGUCCUGCUUCCGGUUUAUUGAUUAUACGUUGCCUUCGUAGCAUGUCUGUUUACGUCCAAACAGCACUCUCUUUGGUUACUCACUUAGAUCUCAAUGGACAAAAAAGGAAAUCGGUAAUCGACAUUUAUCAUACAAGCGGUACAGUCAGAGGCUGUCAAAAAUUCCUAGUCAUGUUUUACUCUCAUAAUUUAUUCUCAAGACCAGAACAAUUAUUUCGAACAGCCUUGUCUAUUGCCGUUGAACGAAAUAUGAUUUCUCCAUAUCCACCAUACAUCAAUGAAGAAUCCUAA
Molecule: messenger RNA, 6239 nt
Organism: Schistosoma haematobium
Lineage: Eukaryota; Metazoa; Platyhelminthes; Trematoda; Strigeidida; Schistosomatidae
Product: N-alpha-acetyltransferase 25, NatB auxiliary subunit
Exons: 19
Coding region: 422-3355 (977 amino acids)
Biological process (GO): N-terminal peptidyl-methionine acetylation
Cellular component (GO): cytoplasm; NatB complex
Molecular function (GO): protein-N-terminal amino-acid acetyltransferase activity
Source: RefSeq, a predicted model, not a curated record